Molecule: messenger RNA, 2650 nt
Organism: Hippopotamus amphibius kiboko
Lineage: Eukaryota; Metazoa; Chordata; Mammalia; Artiodactyla; Hippopotamidae
Gene: MLH1
Product: mutL homolog 1
Exons: 20
Coding region: 113-2503 (796 amino acids)
Biological process (GO): mismatch repair
Cellular component (GO): MutLalpha complex
Molecular function (GO): ATP-dependent DNA damage sensor activity; ATP hydrolysis activity; ATP binding
Source: RefSeq, a predicted model, not a curated record
GGAUGGCGUCAGCGGAGUUGAUGGAAGGACCGGGGCACGAAGCUCUAAGGGGAUUGGCUGAAGGUGUUUCCAGUGCGCUUCUCGCUGGGACCCGGGCUCAUCUGGCGCCAAAAUGUCGUUGGUAGCGGGGGUUAUCCGGCGGCUGGACGAGACAGUAGUGAACCGCAUCGCGGCAGGGGAAGUUAUCCAGCGGCCGGCUAAUGCUAUCAAGGAGAUGAUUGAGAACUGUUUAGAUGCAAAAUCCACAAGUAUUCAAGUGGUUGUUAAAGAGGGAGGCCUGAAGUUGAUUCAGAUCCAAGACAAUGGCACCGGGAUCAGGAAAGAAGAUCUGGAGAUUGUGUGUGAGAGGUUCACCACAAGUAAACUGCAGUCCUUUGAGGAUUUAGCUCGUAUUUCUACCUAUGGCUUUCGGGGUGAGGCUUUGGCCAGCAUAAGCCAUGUGGCUCAUGUCACCAUUACAACCAAAACAGCUGAUGGAAAGUGUGCUUACAGAGCACAUUACUCAGAUGGAAAGAUGAAAGCACCUCCUAAACCUUGUGCAGGCAAUCAAGGGACCCAGAUCACGGUGGAGGACCUUUUUUACAACAUAUCCACGAGGAGGAAAGCUUUAAAAAAUCCAAGUGAAGAGUAUGGGAAAAUUUUGGAAGUUGUCGGCAGGUAUUCAAUACACAAUUCAGGCAUUAGUUUCUCAGUGAAAAAACAAGGUGAGACAGUGGCUGACGUGAGGACACUGCCCAGUGCCACCACCGUGGACAACAUUCGCUCCAUCUUUGGAAAUGCUGUUAGCCGAGAAUUGAUAGAAGUUGAGUGUGAGGAUAAAACCCUCGCCUUCAAAAUGAACGGCUACAUAUCCAAUGCAAACUACUCAGUGAAGAAGUGCAUCUUCUUACUCUUCAUCAACCAUCGUCUGGUAGAGUCGUCUUCCUUAAGAAAAGCCAUAGAGACGGUGUACGCAGCGUACUUGCCCAAAAACACACACCCGUUCCUGUACCUCAGUUUAGAAAUCAGCCCCCAGAAUGUGGAUGUCAAUGUGCACCCCACGAAGCACGAAGUUCACUUCCUGCAUGAGGACAGCAUCCUGGAGCGUGUGCAGCAGCACAUUGAGAGCAGGCUCCUGGGCUCCAAUGCCUCCAGGACCUACUUCACCCAGACUUUACUACCAGGUCUUACUGGCCCAUCUGGGGAAGCGGUUAAAUCCACACUGGGUGUGACCCUCUCAUCUGCUGCUGGAAGUGGUGACAGGGUCUAUGCCCACCAGAUGGUCCGCACAGAUUGCCGGGAACAGAAGCUUGAUGCUUUCCUGCAGCCUGUGAGCAAGGCCCUGUCCAGUCAGCCCCAAGCUGUUGUCCCAGAGGACAGGACAGCCGCUUCUAGUAGUGGGGCCAGUCAGCAGGAUGAGGAAAUGCUUGAGCUCCCAGCUCCUGCUGAAGUGGCUGCCAAGAAUCAGGGCUUGGAGGAGGAUGCAGCAAAGAGGACUGCAGACUCGUCAGAGAAGAGAGGGCCCCCUUCCAGCCCUGAGAACCCCAGAAAGAGACAUCGGGAAGGCUCUGAUGUGGAGAUGGUGGAAGAUACAUCCCGAAAGGAAAUGACAGCAGCUUGUACCCCCCGGAGAAGGAUCAUUAACCUCACCAGCAUUCUGAGUCUCCAGGAAGAAAUCAACGAGCGGGGACAUGAGACUCUCCGGGAGAUGCUGCAUAACCAUUCAUUUGUGGGCUGUGUGAAUCCUCAGUGGGCCUUGGCACAACAUCAGACCAAGUUAUACCUUCUCAACACCACCAAACUUAGUGAAGAACUGUUCUACCAGAUUCUCAUUUAUGAUUUUGCCAAUUUUGGUGUUCUGAGGUUAUCGGAGCCAGCACCACUCUUUGACCUCGCCAUGCUUGCCUUAGAUAGUCCUGAGAGUGGCUGGACAGAGGAAGAUGGUCCCAAAGAAGGACUUGCCGAAUACAUUGUUGAGUUCCUGAAAAAGAAGGCUGAGAUGCUUGCAGACUACUUUUCUUUGGAGAUUGAUGAGGUUCCACAACUGUUCUAUCAUCCAUUCGUGCCCAUCCCUGUCCCCAGGCUGCAGGACCCAGACACGGGGGAGAGCUGCAUCCCACGGUCCCUGCACGCCCCAGUGAAGGACAUGGAAGGGAACCUGGUUGGAUUACCCCUUCUGAUCGACAACUACGUGCCCCCCUUGGAGGGUCUGCCUAUCUUCAUUCUCCGACUGGCCACUGAGGUGAACUGGGAUGAAGAAAAGGAAUGUUUUGAAAGCCUCAGUAAAGAAUGUGCGAUGUUUUACUCCAUCCGGAAGCAGUACAUGUCGGAGGAGUCGACCCUCUCCGGCCAGCAGAGUGAAGUGCCCGGCUCCACUCCAAACCCCUGGAAGUGGACUGUGGAGCACGUCGUCUAUAAAGCCUUCCGCUCACACCUUCUGCCUCCGAAACAUUUCACAGAAGAUGGAAACAUCCUGCAGCUUGCUAAUCUGCCCGAUCUAUAUAAAGUCUUUGAGAGGUGUUAACUGUGGUCACCUAUGGACUCUGGGAUGGGUCGUUCUUCCUCUGUAUCUUGAUGUUGGUAGGUUGAACUCUCACGUUUGCCUUCUAACUAGCAGCACUCCUUCAUGUGUGGUGGAUUCACUAUAAAUAAAUAGUCACAUUUGUCCUAA